Messenger RNA from Oikopleura dioica, 939 nucleotides. NCBI's taxonomy places the organism in Eukaryota, Metazoa, Chordata, Appendicularia, Copelata, Oikopleuridae. The record is from the annotation of a GenBank genome assembly.
AUGAUUCUCAUCGCAAUCAGUCGCUUUAUUCAUCCAGUCGGUGGACUCGAGUUUGUUGACGAGCUUCUGGAUUCAGCCGCCAUCUUAACCGUGCUAGAGAUGAUCUCCCUGAAGAAGACAUCGGAUGAAGACAGAAUCCAAGGCGUCGAUCUUUUGCAGUGUAUCUCCGAAAACGGCAUUCAGGCGAAAGAAAUUCUCUGCAAAUCCGGUUGCAUUCGCGUUAUCUGCGAAGCAUUGGCAGUGACCGAGAAUGCUGAACUUGUUGAAAAAAGCCACAAGUUGUUGGUGGGUAUCUCUACUGGCAACCCAAAGUAUCUUUCACACGUGUAUCGGGCUUUUAUCGCACUUCUUCCAUGUGACUCGCCAGGCGCCGUUCAUCUAGCGCUGCGUAUGUUACGCUCUGUUCAGUACGAAGUGGAACCCAUUAAAGAAAUAGCAGCGCCGCUAAUACAAUACGGAUUUGGUUCGAUGCAUGGAGAAAUUCGCUACGAAGCUCGUCAUUUGGCUCUCGACCUUCUGAAGACUGAUAUUGCUCCGCAUAUUUACCAGGCGAUUUAUAAGGCAAUGAUAGACUGCGAAGAGUGGAUUACCAUCAAUUUCGUCAGGCAGGCCUGUGCUGUCAAGAUGAUCGAUGAAAUCCUGAUGACUUUCCCGGAAGAACAUCUUCAAAAAGUGCUCGUCGAAAAAUGCAUUAUCGGGAGACUUUUACUCACGCUAGCUUGCGUCAAAUACAAGGAAACACAGAAAAACUCAGCUCUUGCGUUAUCAACGCUGGCCAUCCGUAUACCAUCUGUAACGCCUGUAAUAACCAGCUCUCUCGGUACUCUCGCGGAACAUUUCCCAGACGAUGCAAAAAUGAUCUUCACAAAGAUGACGGAAGACGAGGCAGAAGCUAUACGCACAAUUGGAAAAGGCAUGCUCGAGGGACAGCAAUUGUAG